AUGACAAGUACCAUUUUAUAUCAGAUCCUAAAAAAGGAAAAAAGCCCAGAAUUGAAGUAAGAUUUAUGUAUGAUAAACCCAAUACAAAACCAGAGACAUGGUACAAAAUUGAGACAUACAAAGACCUGACAAGAACCUAGGAUUUUAACUAGAGUGUAGUGAUGCGCAAACCUCAAGAAAUCAUACCCCUCUUUGCUUCAUUACUAGACACAUGUUCAUCAACCAAGAACUUGCAGAAACUCAAACUAGUACAUGCAAAAACCAUAAUCUUGUCAAUUUCGGACAAAGAUUUCAUUAGAGUGAAGCUUAUUUCUUGUUACUCGUCUUGUCAACAAAUGCACCAAGCUUCUUACAUUUUCUCGACAAUGAAUGAAGGAAAUAGAAAGCCCACUUUCCUAUUUAAUUCUCUUAUCAGAGGCUACAAUUCUGUUCACCUUUAUGAAGAGUCUAUCAAUGUGUUUGCUUAUAUGGUUAGUGUGAGUAAACAAGUUGACAAGAACACUUUGCCUGGAGUGCUUAAAGCGUGUGGGGGGCUUUCGGGGCUGAGAGUUGGGAGAGUUGUUCAUGGGUUUGUUGUGGCAAAUGGGUUUGUGUUGGAUUUGGCGAAUCUGAAUGGGUUGGUGACAAUGUAUGGGAAAUGUGGGGAUUUGGUGAGUGCACGGAGGGUGUUUGAUGGAAUGUCUGAGAGGAAUUUGAUUACUUGGUCUGCGAUGAUGGGCGGGUAUGGGAUGCAUGGGGAGUUUGGGGAGGUUUUUGGGUUGUUUGAGAGGAUGGUGGGGUGUGGGUUGGUGCCUGAUGGGGUGACUUUUACGACGGUUUUGUCGGCGUGUAGUCAUGGUGGUUUUGUGGAUAAAGGGGUGGAGUAUUUUGAGAUGAUGAAGGGGAGGUUUGGGGUGAGGCCUAGUUUGGAGCAUUAUACUUGUAUGGUGGAUUUGUUAGGGAGGGUAGGGAGGUUGGAUGAAGCAGAGAGAUUGCUCGAGGACAUCGGAGAAGUGGAGCCUGAUAGCGCUUUGUUGGGUGCAUUGUUGGGAGCUUGUAAGAUGCAUGGGAGGGUGGAAGUGGCUGAAAGGGUGGCUGAGAAGCUGUAUGGAAGAAGGUUAAUUGCAUAAUCUCCAAGAUUUAUGACUAGGUAAAAUUUGAUAGGCAAUCUUGUACCUUUGAAAGAUUUAGAGUAACAAUUACAAUCGAAAAGGUUGAGAUUCAUACUUCAC
This is a messenger RNA of Daucus carota subsp. sativus, 1211 nucleotides long. Its product is annotated as pentatricopeptide repeat-containing protein At1g06140, mitochondrial. The transcript has a single exon. Bases 162 to 1109 code for a protein of 315 amino acids. Gene Ontology annotation, molecular function: protein binding. Lineage: Eukaryota; Viridiplantae; Streptophyta; Magnoliopsida; Apiales; Apiaceae. The record is from RefSeq and is a predicted model, not a curated record.